Cuculus canorus (common cuckoo) is the source of this 2352-nucleotide messenger RNA. It is a transcript of the gene FXYD6, whose product is annotated as FXYD domain containing ion transport regulator 6. The record is from RefSeq and is a predicted model, not a curated record. Gene Ontology annotation, cellular component: membrane. Gene Ontology annotation, molecular function: sodium channel regulator activity. The coding region runs from base 253 to 546 and encodes 97 amino acids. Gene Ontology annotation, biological process: regulation of sodium ion transmembrane transporter activity. The transcript has 8 exons. NCBI's taxonomy places the organism in Eukaryota, Metazoa, Chordata, Aves, Cuculiformes, Cuculidae.
UCCCUUUGCAGAGCAGCAGUGCCUGGUGUUGGCUGGUCCCAGCUGCAAGCGUGCCCAGCCCACACGAGUGCACCAGCAGCUCGGGACAGGGAGAUAUGCAGCCCAUCCCUGAGCUGGCAAAGGAGUAUCGCAGCCCGGCCACAGCGUUGUAACACCCGGACUGGCAUCCCUUGAGAAGAGUCCGUGCUCCAGCUGUGUGCCCCCGUGCAAGGGCAGGGACAGGCUCAGCUGUGAUGGGGACCAGGAGCAGCUAUGGAGGCGGCGCUGAUCUUCCUAUGCUCCCUGCUGGUGCCGGCGGCCGUGGCAGACGUGGCCACCCAGGAGAAGAAGGAGGAGGAGGACCCCUUUAACUACGAUUACCAGACCCUGAGGAUCGGGGGGCUGGUGUUUGCUGUGGUCCUGUUCACCAUCGGCAUUCUUCUUAUACUCAGCAGGAGGUGCAGGUGCAGUUUCAACCAGAAGCCCAGAGCUCCAGGAGAAGAGGAAGCUCAGGCUGAGAACCUGAUCACCUCAAAUGCAACGGGAGCACAGAAAGCAGAGAACUGAACAAGAGCCAUGCGACCCAGAGCCCCGAGGGCAACCGCUCGGACCGCAGAUGCCAGUGGCCUGCGAGGAAUCUCAAACCGCAGCACCAGGUCCCUCUAAGGAGAUGCGAAGCUGCUGUGUCUGUGUUUACCCUCUGUACUCCAGCACCGGUUCUCUGUUUACUAACCCGACUAAACUCCGCUCUCCGUCCUCUCUGCCUCCAGUGGUGUGUACUGUCGAUGUGAGAUGACCAUUACCUCUAGGGCUAGUCGUUGCUGAUGUUGUAAUCGUGACUUUCUCUUCACUUUUCUCGUGCUGUGCAUGUCAUUCGGGCUGCGUACGACUGACCGCCGCUGCCCCUCAAACCCAGGAACUGGGGGGGUGGAUGGGGAAGGGGCGACGCGGGCUGCGAUGCGCGGAGCCUGCUGCAUCCCCAGGAGCCCCGUGGACCCCCAGCGGUGGGCACUCGCGGUUCGCCCCGGCUGCCUUUGGGCAGGGCUCGGGGAGCAGUCCCGCAGGGUUUGGGGGACUGCUCGGCGCAUCUCGGGACCACGCCGUGCAUUGCAGCUUCAGCAAUAAUCCUCCUGCGUGCCCCCAAGCCCAAAGGCAGCCGCGGUGGGGCGAGUCGGGCACGGACAUCCCACGGUUCGGCUUCCCCGUGUUUUUAAGGCUGAAGGGAAGCCCCCCCUUUCUCGCCUGCUCGGCACUCCCCGUUUGCAUCCCUGGCAAAAUCCAAGUGGUUGGUGUGGGCUGUGCUUUUAAAUGUGAGGAAAUGCUGUGGUGGCGGAGAAGCCUGUGAAAUCCCCCAGCACGGUGACACUGUGAAAGAGGGUGACUGUGCAGCGGUGACCCUGCUAACCAGCACAAACCAGCUCCUCGCCAACGCUCUGCCUGCCCACAUGAUGGAGGUGGGCAGGGUAAACAGUCUCCGAGGGCUAAAGAGAAACACAGACUGAAGUAAAGAUCCUGUCCUUGCUUGUCUCUGGCAGGGAAGGGGCAGCGGCGUUUCCUCCUGGUGCUCCCUGCCCUUCCUGAUGCCUUUGUUGCUCCCUGCGCCGUGGCCCGGGACACGGCCACCCUGUCAUUUCUGCAUGUUGUCCUGUUGUGGUUAUGUGUUGUCAGCCCCAUCCCUCCCGAUGCCAACUGCCCCUUCUCCUCGCGGUGCAGCGGCGAGCGAUGCGUUGGGGGCUUUGCAGCCUGAGCUCGCGCAGCGGCAACGCGCCGGCUCCAGAGUCUAUCGUCACCUUCUGUCUGCUCGUGGGUCAGAGGCAAAUCUGUGAGCCUGGACCCUUUCCCCAAGCCCGUGGGCACGCAAAACCGCCGCCUCGGCUGGGGCUGGGGACUGCUGGCUUGGUGGUGGGUCCUUGCCAAGGCAGGGUCAGCCUGGGUGAAACACAUCCGAGUGCUGUCCACAUGCUGGGAAGAGUUUCUUGUUCUCUAGGAUGAUUCGGAGAGGGGGUUUCUGCUAUGCCCACCCCACCGCGGUGGCCCUGCUUUGUGCUUUGCAUCCCUCGGUGGGGCUGGGAAGCACGCGCUCUCCCAUCUGCGUGAGGCAGAAGCACUAAUGGUUGUGGUACCCGCAUCCCUUCCCUUCCUCCUGACCACGGCAGAGAAUUCCGCUCGCCUCCUGCCUCCGCAGCCUCGGGCAGAGCAGAGCCCUUGCAGCCCAUCCCCUGUGCCAGCUCUGCGUGCCCCGCGUCGCCGCGCCCGUGCUGUCCGUAGUGUGCCGUCGGUGUUACCACCAAACAAAGAAACCCCUGUGGUGUGUAGAAAUGGCAAAAUCCUGACUGUUGUAAAAUAAACCGAGCUAUUGUGUUUCCUUUUAAA